AAUUAUUUUGUACUUGCUCAGAAAUCAGAAGAGCUACACCAGGAAGUUUUCCGGAAGUAAAUUAUUCUCACAUCCCCCUAACUACAUUCGUGGAGAAAUAAUCUAAAGUUGGUGUAUAUAGUGACAUUUUUAAGAUGCCGGCUUAUCACUCGCAGUUUUUGAAUCCGCCAAAGUUGAUAGGCAACAUGGCGCUGCUUCCUAUACGUACACAGUACAAAGGCCCUGCACCUAAAGACACCACAGACUAUGAUAUCAUUGAUGAAGCCAUCUAUUUUUUCAAAGCAAAUAUUUUCUUCAGGAAUUAUGAAAUCAAGAGUGAGGCAGACAGAACUUUGAUCUAUAUCACUUUGUAUAUAAGUGAAUGUCUUAAAAAACUUCAAAGGUGUUCGUCACGCAGUCAAGGAGACAAAGAGAUGUACACAUUAGGCAUUUCCAACUUUCCAAUUCCUGGCGAGGCUGGCUUCCCAUUGAAUGCAAUGUAUGUCAAGCCAGCAAAUAAAGCAGAAGAUGAUACUAUGAGGCAGUACCUUCAACAACUGAGGCAGGAAACUGGAGUCAGGCUUUUAGAUAAAGUCUUUGAUGCCACAGAUAAGCCAAGCAAGUGGUGGCUGUGCUUUGCCAAAAGGAAGUUUAUGGACAAGAGUCUUUCAGCUCCAGGAUAUUAAAAAUGGCAGCAUUUGUUUUUUUUUUUAAUGGGGGUUCUAGUAGUCCAAUAUUUAAUCUUAUAUUACCUGGCACUAGACGUUAGUUGUAUCCAAAAUAUUGUUAAUUUAAUGGCAAGAAUAAAAUUUUGUCAAUCACUUCAGCUAAAUUAGCAUUAUGGUAUUUACUGUUUUACAUGUUUUAAAACAUGUCUCUACUGUUUUGCAUGGAAUGACUGGUGUGUGAAUCAGAUUGCUAUAAAUAUGCAAGUCUAUGUUAAUUCUAAGGAAAAGCCUGCAUCUGUGUUAGCCUUACUUUCUGUUAACGUAGGUAAUUAUGUUCUGGUAGAUUGAAGAGCAUGGAUGCUUAUGAAUCCUAUCACACCUUAUUUGAUUUGAAAAAAUAAUUUAUUACCAGUGCUAGUGUAAAGAGGAAACUGUACAUUCCUAAAGUCAAUGGUGUGACUCAAAGUAUUCAAAUAAAAUGUGAAUGCUUCAUAAAUAUUCUGUAUUUUUACCAACCAAGCUUCUGGCUUAUGUCACUAAAAUUAGAAACUACUUUGCUAUUAAAAGUAUGCACCUUUCAA
This is a messenger RNA of Biomphalaria glabrata, 1228 nucleotides long. Its product is annotated as actin-related protein 2/3 complex subunit 3-A-like. The transcript has 7 exons. Gene Ontology annotation, cellular component: cytoskeleton; Arp2/3 protein complex. Gene Ontology annotation, biological process: Arp2/3 complex-mediated actin nucleation; regulation of actin filament polymerization. The coding region runs from base 135 to 665 and encodes 176 amino acids. NCBI's taxonomy places the organism in Eukaryota, Metazoa, Mollusca, Gastropoda, Planorbidae. Gene Ontology annotation, molecular function: actin filament binding. The record is from RefSeq and is a predicted model, not a curated record.